Molecule: messenger RNA, 778 nt
Organism: Hypanus sabinus (Atlantic stingray)
Lineage: Eukaryota; Metazoa; Chordata; Chondrichthyes; Myliobatiformes; Dasyatidae
Gene: lzic
Product: leucine zipper and CTNNBIP1 domain containing
Exons: 7
Coding region: 95-667 (190 amino acids)
Molecular function (GO): beta-catenin binding
Source: RefSeq, a predicted model, not a curated record
CCGGAAGUUGGUCCGUCUGUGGUUGGGUUCCGCCCUGCGCGGGGAGGUGAGGGAGGUUUUGCGGUGGAGGGUCUGUGACGGCUGAGGGAUAAAGAUGGCUUCACGAGGAAAGAGCGAAACAAGCAAACUGAAGCAGAACUUGGAGGAGCAACUAGACAGGUUGAUGCAGCAGCUACAGGAUCUCGAUGAGUGCAGGGAGGAACUUGAAGCUGAAGAAUAUGAGGAAACGAAACAGGAAACAUUGGAGCAGCUGAGUGAAUUCAACGAAUCUCUGAAGAAAAUCAUGUCCGGAGAUAUGACAUUAGUUGAUGAACUCAGUGGAAUGCAGCUUGCAAUCCAGGCAGCAAUAAGCCAGGCUUUUAAAACUCCAGAGGUAAUCCGAAUGUUUGCAAAGAAGCAGCCUGGGCAGCUACGAACGCGACUUGCUGAGAUGGAGCGAGAUGUAAUAGUAGGAAAGUUGCCGCGGGAUGUCUAUACGCAGCAGAAGGUUGAGGUACUUACAGCGCUAAGGAAGCUGGAAGAAAAGCUAACUCCAGAAGAAGAAACAUUCCUCCUGGCGAAUGCCAGUACUAUACUCAGUAAUUUUGAGAAAGUCUCUGGAAAUCUAGGAACUGGAGAUAAAGUAUUUGCCCUUGCCAGUUCGGGAGUUGAGAUCCCAAAGAAAUGAGGAGAGAUUUGUAUUCCACUUUUCCACAUAACUGCCUGUUUGCUUUGUUUUGUAUUUUAAUGUGCUGUUUGACUUUGAAAUAAACCUGAACAAAAUGUAAAGUUAAAACAG